Heterostelium album PN500 is the source of this 3861-nucleotide messenger RNA. Its product is annotated as calcium-binding EGF-like domain-containing protein. The coding region runs from base 1 to 3861 and encodes 1286 amino acids. Gene Ontology annotation, biological process: sexual reproduction. The record is from RefSeq and is a predicted model, not a curated record. The transcript is spliced from 10 exons. NCBI's taxonomy places the organism in Eukaryota, Evosea, Eumycetozoa, Acytosteliales, Acytosteliaceae.
AUGGACAAUAAAUUCUUUAUUUGUAUUGUAUUAUUUUUUAUUGGAAUAAUUGAAAGAAAAGUUUCUAGUGAACCAAUUCAAAUAGUUAACUAUACAAUCCCAGAGCUUGCUAUCUAUAGAUUAAACUCAAGAUUAUGCUCCACAAGUUUUACAAUUCAGUUUGCAGCUGAUUUUUUAAUUGAUAAUAAGAAUUUAUCUUCUGAUAAUACUUCUUUAAUAUCUAUCACUGGUAAAGAGACUCUUGGAAUCAGUUAUGGUCUUUCAAAACAAAUUUUCAAAUAUAAAAUAGAUUAUACGUAUGGAACUCCUACUCUCAAUUUCUCUCUUUUGAAUGGUACUUCUCCCCCAUUUAAGUUUUCUAUUCCCAGUGGAGAAUGUAUUGAUCAAUCAUAUAUUUGGGAAAAUGUUAAAAUAAUGAAGCCUGAAUAUUAUUCAAAUAUUAUGUAUAUGGUUUUGGAAUUUCCUCCAAACCUGAAAAACUUCCACAUUACAACCAUUACUCAAUACACUUGCACUACCAAUAGUAUAGUUUAUAUUUGUGGAUCAUCUCCCCUUUCAAACAACUAUAGAAACCUAUUUGUACAAACUAUGCCAUCAAAUAUAAAUACUCCACUUCCAUCUACCAUUAAUAUUCAACUCUCACUAGAUGGAAUGGUUUUUCUAAAUAGAACUUUUGAUUCACUUUUCCCUUGGAAUGUUGCAAACAAUGGUCCAAGUUACUUCUUUGACCCUGCGUAUAGAAUGAUGGUUAAAGAUCAAAAUGACACUCAUACUACAUAUCAAUCAUACUCCAGUCCUAACUACCUAGGUUCAUUUUAUCUGGUCGAAAAUCAAAUUAAUCUAAUAGCAACUUAUCAGACUUUUAUUCUUAUCAAUGAUCCACCAAUCCCUAUUACCUUAGAAGAAAAACCAAUCUCUCUUCAAGUCAAUUUAUAUUCCUAUAGAUUUAACACAAGUUCUCCUUACCUCAGAUAUAGUCUUGAAAAGGUAGAAUUUAUGGUGAACGUUCAUUCACAGAGUAUGAAUUUAAUUACUUCAUCUGAUAAAUUUGAUUUCAAAGUUGAAUUACCAUUGGCCAAUUCAACCCCAGGAUCAUUUUAUUCUUCUUGGGGAUAUAAUUAUUCAGAUUUAAAAUCAUUCAAUAUUUUAAACAAUGGUUCAGAUUUUUAUGUAAAGAGUAUAGAACGAAUCCAAUUGACUCCUUAUACAUAUAUAUUUAGAAUAGAUAUUACUUCACCAGUUGAAAUAUUAUAUAUAUACUAUCCCUAUCUUUCAUAUCAAUUGGCCAAUGCAGUAUAUAUUGGAAACCAAAGUUAUAUUUUUGAGACAGUUCUUAGAAACUUUGAAAAUAUAGACUCACUAAGAAUAAUCAAUGCAAAUGGAAAUUCAUUACAAAUUUCCUCUGGUGAACCGUACAAUAGAAAUUUUGAUAUCCUAAAGUUUGAUGACACUAUUUUUGUUGCAUAUCCAUUUAAUGAAAAAUCAAUAUUCAAAUUUGAAAAGAAUAAUAUUGAUUUGACAAAAGGACCAGUGGAUAAUAUAUUGAUAAUGAACUUCACUGUCAAUGAUCCUACUUUGGAACCAUUACUGUAUAUAGAUAGAUACCUUAGCUUCAAAGGAUAUUUUGAUUACUCAGAUAAUCUUUUCAAGAUUCCUUUCACUAUUCCUACAUGUUUUCCUAAGGGAAAAAUCAAUUAUAUUAUCGUAAAUUCAUUGCUCCAAUCUGUUUUAGGUCGUGAAUCAUUAAUAGUUAGUAAAUCAAACGGUGAUUUAAUUCCACCUAUGAUUACCAAUGUCACAGUUAGCCUAUCAAACGUGACAAUAAAAAGCAAUCAAAAUAUUUCUUUGUAUUGGAAGAUUAGAAUAGAAGAUAAGAAAGGUGGAUUCUUCAAUGGAACUAUUCAAUUACUCUCGUCUAUUGAUCCACUAUUGAUGACGGUCUCGAUUAAUGAAAGUAAUAGAAUCAAUGGAGAUGAGUACCUUGUAACUUUCAAUCUAGAAAACUUUGAAUGUAGAUCACAAACUCUUAAACUUUUCAAUGCUACACUUUUCGAUAGUUCUGGAGCAAAUUUAUACAACACUGACACAGUUAAGUAUGAUUCAUUUCUACCAAUAUAUGGAACUGCUCUUGAAGAACAAAUGAAAGUUAAUAUUAUUUGUGAAGUUCCAGAACUUGAAAAUAGAAGUGGACCAACUCUUGUCAAUUUAGAAGUUACUCCGAAGAUUAUUGAUGUUUCCUCCAAUAAUAGGACAAUUGAAUUCCAAGUAUUUACUUCAGAUAGUGUUGGAAUUUCUCCUAGACACAAGCCCACAAUUUUCCUAACUUCUCCUUUAGUCGACCCAAUUAGUAUACCGAUGGAAAUAUAUUCAAUUAACACAACCAAUGCUCACUAUACUGCAACCUAUCAGCUUCCAUUUGGAUAUGGAACAAGAGAUGGUAUCUUCAUAUCUGUUUAUGGAUUGGUUAACAGGCAGUCAUUUUAUAGUUCAUAUUUAACUUCACAAUUGAAAUCAGAAUCUCUUCCUUUUAUGAUUUCAAGAGUAUUUAAUAAUACCAGAAUCUAUUCACCUUUCAUUGAAAGUUCAUCAUCGAUAUCAACUUUAGGAGGUGAAAUUUUGAUUUAUGGAAAGUAUUUUGAUCCAAAGUACAAUCAAGUUCUCAUUGAUCUUAGAGAUGGAUUCGGAUAUACUUCUAGUGUAAUAAAAUUAAACUCAUACUCUGUUAUAAAGAUAGAGAUUAGAGAAACAAAUGGACCUUUUGAUGUAAGAGUCAUAACAAAUGGAAAAUAUUCAAAUAUAUUUACCAUCUAUCCAAGUAUUAUACCCAAACCAACUACAACACCGAAGCCAACACAACCUUCAACACUUUGUCCAGGUACACCAGUUUGCAACAAUCGUGGAAAUUGCACUUCGAAUGGAUGUAAAUGUAAUCAACCAUGGACAGGUCCAUCAUGUUCUUCUGAAAUCAUUGUGAUUUUACCACCCGAACCACAACCUGAACCGAUCACAGGAACAAAUGUAACCGAUUCCAAAUCAGAUAACAGAGUGGAAUCAAAUAUCAAAGUUAUGGAAAUCAGAGAAAUCGAUGAUCUUAAUAAUAUCAUUCAAAGAUUCGAAAUCAAACAUUGGGAUUUCAAAGAUAUGACAAUCAAUUCUUCAAAUCCAACCUAUCUUUACAACACAACUUUGAAUCAAACAACAACAGCAAUCAAUGUGACAAUCAUGUAUUUCAAAGAUGAAACAACAAUCAGAUUUGGAAAUCAAGAUUUGAAGAUGCAAGCAUCAUCAAUCAAAUUCACGAUUGAACUCUCAAGUUUUGAUUUCACAUCAAGAACCAAUUCAUUACAAGUGGUGAUGGAAGCAACAAUCAAAGGAUCAAACAAAGAUUCUUGUUCAUCGAAAGACUAUGGAAGUGAAGAUGGAACCAAAGACAAUAUCCAAUGGAUCAAAAUGGACAUUGAUAAGACCAGUCUUUAUGGAAGGUUCAUCACUUUUGGUAUUAUCGAUCAGAGACCCACUGUUGUCAACAAUCGUAUCAUCGAAGAUUCUCUUGAUAUCAAUAACACUACUCAAGAUUCAUCCCAAUUUAGAUCUACUAAAGUUGGAAUAACGAUACCUUUUUAUGUUGAAAAAGCUAUUAUUGAUCCCGAUUUUUCAAACUUGGUUACAGUAGAUGGAAAUUCGCAAAAUAGUUUAUGUACAAACAAUGAUGAUAAAAAAUUGAGUACAGCUGCUAUCAUUGGUAUCACUGUGGGUUGUGUUGCCGCUGCUUUAAUAAUUAUAACUAUUGUAAUCAUUAAAAAGAAAUUCAGAUAUCAAAUCAAAAACAUUACGAAUAUAAAAUUAAGAAAAAGAUUAUAA